Miscanthus lutarioriparius is the source of this 2709-nucleotide messenger RNA. NCBI's taxonomy places the organism in Eukaryota, Viridiplantae, Streptophyta, Magnoliopsida, Poales, Poaceae. The record is from the annotation of a GenBank genome assembly.
AUGGAGGAACCUGGGAGGGAGGGGGACUCCCCCGGGCCGCCGUGGGCGCCGAGCGAGUCCUCAGCUUUCCGGGCGUUCGCUGCGGCGGUGGGGGAGCGGGCGGAGGCGUCGCCUUCAGGCCCGGGCAAUGGGGAUUCCGCCCGCUCAAGCAACCUCCGCGCCGUCAGGAAGAGGCCUUUUGUUGCAAGAUUAACCACAGACAUCAUCCAAACUUUUGAAAAAUGCAACCCUGAGUUUAAGUACUCAGAGUCACUAAACCCCAAGCGCUUUCUCACCAAUCCUGCAGUUCCUGUUCACAACGAUGGUCUUGACAAUGCAAAUUCUGAUCUCAUAUUGUAUGUCAACCUGGAACUGGUUAAUAAAAAGUCAAGCCGGAGGUAUGUUGUCCAAGAAAUGCUUGGCCAAGGUACCUUUGGACAGGUUGCGAAAUGCUGGGAUGCAGAAACUAACAAUUAUGUUGCAGUGAAGGUUAUAAAGAACCAGCCUGCCUUUUACCAGCAGGCUAUCAUGGAGGUCUCUUUAUUAAGAUUGUUAAAUGAGAAAUUUGAUCCUGAUGAUCAACACCACAUUGUCCGGAUGCUGGAUUUUUUCCUCUGCCAAAACCAUUUGUGUAUAGCCUUUGAAAUGCUCGGUAACAACCUGUAUGAGCUGUUGAAAAGGAAUAGUUUAAGAGGUUUGCAAAUGAAAUAUGUUCGAACUUUCUCAAGACAGAUAUUGGAUGCCUUGAUUAUCAUGAAAGAUGCUGGCAUUAUUCAUUGUGAUCUAAAACCAGAAAACAUCCUUAUAGCUUCAACUGUAAAAACAGCAGCUGGAGUGAAAGUAAUUGAUUUUGGAUCAGCGUGCAUGGAGGGUAAAACCAUUUAUUCAUAUAUUCAGAGCCGUUAUUACAGGUCUCCAGAAGUACUUCUUGGUUAUCCAUAUACUACUGCCAUUGAUAUGUGGUCAUUCGGCUGCAUCGUUGCUGAGCUGUAUAUAGGGCUGCCUUUAUUUCCUGGUGCAUCAGAAUAUGAUGUUCUUUGCCGUAUGAUUGAGAUUAUUGGUGGGCAACCACCAGAUGAUCUCCUACGUGAGGCUAAAAACACUGGGAAAUUUUUUAAGCAUGUUGGAAGUAUCUAUCCUAGUAGUGAGGCUCGGAAUGGCGCUAGCAGUGCAUACAGAAUUUUAAGUGAAGACGAGAUCAAAGCAAGGGACUCCAAGAAGCCGAAGGUAGGGAGAUGGUAUUUCCCUCGUGGAAGGCUUGAUAGACUGAUAUAUACAUACCCUUGGAAGAAUUUGAGUGAGGAAAACUUGCCAGAGACAGAAAAGGCUGAUUGCUUGGCAUUGGUUGAUUUCUUAAGAGGACUUGUUGAGUUUGAUCCUAAUAAGAGAUGGUCACCGCUGCAGGCCUCAUAUCAUCCAUUCAUCACUGGUGAAGCCUUCACUGGUCCUUAUGAGCCUGUCCAGGAGACCCCACGAAUUCCUGUUGGUCGUGCUGCAGUAGUUGACCACAAUCCAGGAGGAGGUCAUUUGCUGGGUGCUGGUCUUUCUCCUCAGGUUGGAAGCAUUAACAGAUGCUUACGAUUUAACAAUGCUUUGCAACCAAAUAUGCCUUUUUCAUAUGGAAGCAGUUGUGGCAGUUUUUGUAGCCAUGGUAGCUUUAAUGAUAAUGCUGGCUUCAGCUAUGGAAGUUAUGAUUUUAACAGUGUCAACAUAUAUAAUUCACCGAUGGAUCCUCCUGGGUUUAAUGUACGUUCACAACUUGGAGGAUCGUUUCUCGGAUCUAGUCCGGAUAUUCGACGAAGACCUCAUCUCUCACAUGGUGGUGGCAUUCGGUUAAGUCCUGGUGGUCCAGGGCAGAUGUCUCUUGGGGCCAGUCCAUCACAAUUUACACCGCCAAAUUCCCAGAUGCAAAUCCCAACAGGUCCUAAUGGAAAGUAUGGUGCCUCUCCUUCAAGAGGUGGACAUGGCUCUUCGCUGGGAAAGGUUGCUGCUGUAGGCCAAUACAAUAGGAGGAGGAAUCAGGGCUAUCCACCUAUGCCAGUGCCACUACAUGAACAUACAUCUCAACUGAUCCAGGGACACCAAGGAGAUGGUGUCAGUACUGCUCGCUUUGAUGCAUAUGGCCGAGGAAAUUCUACCUACCAUGCACUCCCUAAUUCUAGUCAUUAUAGCUGGAGAUCUCAAAGGGGAUUUGGCAGUGGUUUACCUUUGGACCCUUCUUCUAGUCAUGGUUCUUUUCCACCCACCAAUUACAAUGGCUUUCCUUUACACUCCGAUGCGUCAGCAGAUACAUUGCCCUCCACCUCAUCAGUACCAGAUCCAGCCGAUUGGGAUCCCAACUAUAGUGAUGAGUCACUCCUGCAAGAGGAUCGAUCAUUGUCAGCUGGGUUAAGUGGCCUUCACCUGAGAGAUGCAAGUGGCCAAACAAACAGAUCUAGCAGAUUGGCACCUAUCCAAAGUCAUGAUAUUUUAAGUUCAAACCCUUCGCCUUUGAAUCAAAGACAUGCUCAGGCGUGCGUAACAGAAGUUCCCCCUCGUUUGAAAGUUUCUGAUCAACCACCAGCAGGCAAAGGGGCCUGUAGCCUAGUGGUUGCAGUGACCUUAGUAGCACCCUGGUCUUGGGUUCGAAUCCCCAUGGGAGCGGAUUUCAGGCUGGUUAAAAAAUGUCACUGGCUGGUUCCCCUGGUCGGCAUGGAUGAACCGACCUGUGGUGGGCGGGCCCUCGUGUAA